ACGUCGGUGACGCCAUGAUUCAUGAUUCUUGUUGAUGUUUAUGCCGAUCGCAUUACUUAAACUCUCUGUCCUCUGUCCGUGUUCGAAACUUACGGGAUUAUCAAGUCGAUUGCAUUUGCUAAAGCUAUUCUUACCAAUCAGCUUUUAGUUAAACAGAAGAUCAACAUGCCAAAGUAUUAUUGUGACUACUGUGAUACUUACUUGACGCAUGACUCGCCAUCAGUGAGAAAAACGCACUGCCAAGGACGAAAACACAAAGAAAAUGUGAAAUUCUACUAUCAAAAAUGGAUGGAAGAGCAAGCACAGCAUCUGAUCGACGCAACCACGGCAGCGUUCAGGGCAGGGAAAAUCCCGUCAAAUCCUUUUGCUGCUGGAAAAGGUGCAGCCAUCCCACCCCCUAACACGCAGAUUCCUCCACCUAUGGGCCAGCGUCCCCCGAUGCCUCACCCAGGAAUGCUUCCUCCGGGGGCCCAGAGACCCCCAAUGGCACCCGGCCCGAUGGGCCCUGGAAUGCCGCCUGGCGUGAUGAUGGCUCCUGGAAUGCCUCCAAUGAUGCCGGGAAUGAGGCCACCUAUGGGACCGAUGGGUCCUAUGAUGCAUAUGCCCCCUAUGGCUCCGAUGGGCCAAAUGGGGCCUGUUCGGCCACCACCACUGAUGGGAAACACCCUACCUCAACCCGUGAAAAAACCGUGAAAUUUGAACGUGUCACAUUAAUGAAUUUUUUAAGUGAAAGUGUGUCUGAACGAAUGAGUACAUGUUAGAAAGUGGAUGUCUAAUAAAUUGUAAUAAAAUGUUCCACAAAUUUUGUGCUGAUACGACUGGA
Messenger RNA from Cloeon dipterum, 823 nucleotides. It is a transcript of the gene snRNP-U1-C, whose product is annotated as small ribonucleoprotein particle U1 subunit C. The record is from RefSeq and is a predicted model, not a curated record. Gene Ontology annotation, cellular component: U1 snRNP; nucleus. Bases 166 to 693 code for a protein of 175 amino acids. NCBI's taxonomy places the organism in Eukaryota, Metazoa, Arthropoda, Insecta, Ephemeroptera, Baetidae. Gene Ontology annotation, biological process: mRNA splicing, via spliceosome; mRNA 5'-splice site recognition; spliceosomal snRNP assembly. Gene Ontology annotation, molecular function: pre-mRNA 5'-splice site binding; zinc ion binding. The transcript is spliced from 2 exons.